Lasiodiplodia theobromae is the source of this 2163-nucleotide messenger RNA. RefSeq names its product Transcription factor jumonji aspartyl beta-hydroxylase. NCBI's taxonomy places the organism in Eukaryota, Fungi, Ascomycota, Dothideomycetes, Botryosphaeriales, Botryosphaeriaceae. The coding region runs from base 1 to 2163 and encodes 720 amino acids. Gene Ontology annotation, molecular function: histone demethylase activity. Gene Ontology annotation, cellular component: nucleus. The transcript is spliced from 7 exons. The record is from RefSeq and is a predicted model, not a curated record. Gene Ontology annotation, biological process: chromatin remodeling.
AUGAAUGACGGCAACGAGACCAUCCAAAACCAGAUUAACGAUUUUGCACAGACUCUUGUAUCUGAGCAAAGCCUUGAACUUACGAUCGAACAUGUCUAUAACUUUCUUAUACAAUCCGUCAAACACUUGUGCAAUGCCUUCCCAGGAAAGGCCGAUACAAUCCAAGCAGAGCUCAAGAGCAAAUUCAUGGACGUGCAACUCUAUGCAGAGACGUAUUCCUUACAUCUCAGCGAAGCUCAGUCCAGUGCACUUCGGCAAGCGGGUACGCUCACGGCCGUCGCUCAAGUCGAAGCUCCAAAUGGCGACGAAAACACCCGUCCGGAUCAUUGUACCGAUUCAAGCGAGGCACAACGACGUGUGCCGUUCGACCAGCCGAUCGAGAAUCCAAGCAUAACUGAACGCAUCUUGGGGAAUAACACCGAAGACCCUACUCAGGAGGGAGUUGUUUGCGAAAACAAUGAUCGACAGAGCCAGCAAUUGUUCCUUCCGGGGAGUCGUCAAACUCUCAAAGCAUCAGGAAGCCAUGCUUCCUGUCAGCCAUCCUCAGCAGAUAAUCAGAGCCACACCAAUGCUGAGCACCACGACGACGAUGAUCUUCACACGCUAGAGAGGAAUGGCGAUCUACCUACGUCUGUCCAGCAGAAGGUCCGACCUGCAGAUGUCCUGAACGACAUUCAGCCACCUCAGAGCAAGCAGCAGGAUCUCGCCCCGGAGAGCGACCCAGCAGGCUCUUCCUCACAGCCAAAACCACCUGGUCCAGAAGAUGAAAUUCGGUACGAGAUGCAAGAUGACAUAUUGCAACUUCUUCCGACAGAGAAUCAGUAUCGAAACUUCCCCCGUCUCAUUCAACUGGCGAGACAACUGGGUGCACAUCAGACGGGGGCUUUCAAGAUUUUAGUGCCGAAUAGUAGUAUUCGCUAUGCGCUGUCUCCUCCUGAUAGCGACUUCAAGGCCAUGCAAAACUGGUUCUCAAUACAGUCUCGGGACAACGGGACAUUCCAAGUCACGAGAUCAUCACGGAGGGCACGUCUACCCUCUACGUGUGGGGACAAUACAGAUGCCACAACGGACGACUCUGUACGAAGAUUCGAGUCACUCCUUCAAACCCCCGACUGGUUCCAAGAUGUUGAGUAUUGCGUCGACCUCGACGCUAGUUCAGGAGAGGAACGCCGUCGACUUGGUCUCCCGCUAGACUCGCCAAUCUUCCCUUUGGAAGCAUCAUGUUCUCAAUUCCUCCGUCACGACGCCAGCUACAGUCCCAAGUCCUGUCUCGAGGAGUGGGGUGUCUCUUACAAAGUUCUGAGCCAAAAGCCCGGCGAAAUCGUUUACACAUUCGGUCGCGCAUAUCACCAAGGCUUCAGCACUGGCCCAACCAUUGCAGAAGCCGUGAACUUUGCAGAAGAAGACUGGACGGUGGACGGUGAAGGAGAAUUACAGAACGAUCUGGAAGAAGACGAUGAUGAUGGAGAUGAAGGUGACGGCUACGAUGCAGUAGCUGAGAACAGAAAGUGGAAAGAGAAUGGGAUAGGCAAAGGGAAAACCCCAAGCACGAGUAAGAAAAGGAAAUUUGAGAACGAGGCGAUUUCAGAGAGAGAACAGAAGCGAAAGGCCACUGUCCUGAAGCGAAGGGCUACUGUCCUGGUUCGACACGUUGGAGUCCAAGAAGCCGCUUUACCACCAAAAUUCCUCACGCCGGUCGAGAUUCUUAAACAAUUGGCACUGGCACCAGCACCGAUCAAAGAUGAAAAUGUUCAGACCCUAAGCUGGUAUUUCUUCAACAUCGGCAGCCCUCAGGCAUUGCUUAAGCUUCCCGAUGCGACUGGUCACAUAAAUAGGAUUAGCAGCGGACGAAAUUGGCACGAGCUAGUCAAAGAAUUUGGCUACGGUAUACUUGCUUUGGUGCCUAUAUCGGAAGAGAACCCAAAUUCUUCGUUUGAAAGACUCCCAAGACCGGUUAUACAACACCUCAUCGGUUUUCUGAAAGAUCACCGCGGAGAGUUCCUUCGUCAAGUCAGUGAGCUCAUCAACGAUCACUUGCUCAAAAUCAUCAACGGCGAAGAAAAAGAUCGAAAAUACCGUUUCGAGCAGGAAGACUACGACAUCCUGAACAUGACUAUCGAUUCGCCGCAGUUGCUCGAGCUUUGCGGCGUAGAGGAGACAUAA